Molecule: messenger RNA, 4083 nt
Organism: Colletotrichum aenigma
Lineage: Eukaryota; Fungi; Ascomycota; Sordariomycetes; Glomerellales; Glomerellaceae
Product: ABC transporter 1
Exons: 3
Coding region: 1-4083 (1360 amino acids)
Biological process (GO): transmembrane transport
Cellular component (GO): membrane
Molecular function (GO): ATP hydrolysis activity; ABC-type transporter activity; ATP binding
Source: RefSeq, a predicted model, not a curated record
AUGGUUGUUGAGCGAAAUUCGACUUCGGCACCAGCCGAACAGCCAGUCAACCACGCACCCAACGUGACUGAGGAGCAACAACUGCAACUGCAUGAGCAGGCCCCAGAGAAGGCGGGGUCAAGCCGUUUCGAGACAUUCUUCAGCUUCUUCAACCUCUUAUUCUAUGCCGAACCAACAUGGAUCGACAUUACGCUAUUCGUCGUGGGCGGCAUCACGGCCGCUGCUGCCGGCGUGCCUUUCCCCUUGAUGGGAAUUCUAUUCGGCCAACUGAUCGACGACAUGAACGGUGCGACGUGUACCAGUGGAAUAGGAGAUGCCGACGUGUACAUGCACGCUGUCGAUGACAAGGUCUUGCAGCUCGUGUACAUCAGCAUCGGUGCCUUUGUCUUGAUAUACAGCUAUACCACGGCUUGGAGCAUGCUAAGCCAGAGACUGGCACAGCGCUUGCGGGAGAAAUACUUCCAGAGCUUGCUCAGGCAGGAGGCCGGUUCCUUUGAGAAUCGACAAGCAGGCGAGGUUUCAUCGCGUUUGAACUCGGAUAUCCAAACCAUUCAGACUGGAACGUCUGAGAAGGUCGGAAUCUUCAUUGCCACCAUUUCGUUCUUCAUCACCGCCUAUGUCAUUGGCUUCAUCAAGUAUGCGAAGCUGGCAGGAAUGCUGGUUUCCCUUAUACCGGCGUUCCUGCUCAUGUCCAUCAUCUGCGGAGGGCUCGUCCAGAGAUGGACAGGAACUAUGUCGGAUGGUAUUGCGAAGGCCUCGUCCAUUGCAUCUGAGGCACUGUCCCAUGUUGCCGUCGUUCAGGCUUUCGGAGCUGGACCCCGCCUGGAGGCCAAGUUCUCUUCGCAUAUGCUUGUUGCCCAGAAGGAGGGCAUCAAGAAGGCUGUUGCUGCCGCUACUCAAGCUGGAUUCUUGUACUUCCUGGCCUACUCUGCCAACGCUCUUGCCUACUGGCAAGGAAGCAAGGCCAUCUCCGAGUCCGUCGCUGGAAGAGGUGACGGUACAUCGGUGGGCGACAUCUACACUGUCGUGUUUCUCAUUGUUGAUGCUUGCAUCAUGCUCGGCACCAUCGCACCCCUCUUGCCCCUUUUCGGAUCGGCCUCUGCGGCAUUUGUCAAGCUCCGAAAGGACAUUGAAUUCCGUUCUGCCAUCGACUCUGUUACCGAAGAAGGCGAGAGACUGCCUUCGACUAUUGAAGGCUCAGUCGAACUGAGCGGCGUGACUUUUGCCUAUCCCUCCCGACCUGAUCAAGAUGUGCUCAAGAACGUAUCUCUUGUCUGCCCUGGCGGCAAAUACACCGCCAUCGUUGGCCUCUCGGGAAGUGGCAAGUCAACCAUCGCAGGCUUGACCACGAGAUUGUACGACCCCAAGGACGGCACUGUUCUCCUGGAUGGUCGAGACAUUCAGAAUUUGAACGUGAGAAACGUGCGCAGCUAUAUUAGUCUGGUCCAGCAAGAACCAUCACUCCUCGACCGAUCCGUUCUCGAAAAUAUCGCUCUCGGCCUCGUCAACUCUCCAAAGGAGGAACACCAAUGGCUCAAAGAUACCCUCUACGGACCUCAGCUUGAACAGCUUGCGGAAGAUCUGCAAGGAGGAGCCGAGCUCGACGUUGCAGCCCAGGAAUAUGGCUCCGAGGUAGUCGAGAUCGCCAAGCUCGUACAGUACGCCGCUGAUCUUGCCGACGCAACUUCCUUCAUCGACCGUCUGAGGUAUGGCUUCGGAACACCCGUCGGCACCGGCGGCAAGUUGGUUAGCGGUGGUCAGAGACAGAGAGUAGCUCUUGCACGGGCUCUCAUCCGCGAUCCUAAGAUUCUCAUUCUCGAUGAAGCGACCGCAGCCUUGGAUUCAGCCAGCGAACAUCGAAUUCAACAGGCCGUAGAGAGCGUCUCCAAAGGUCGCACCCUGAUUUCCAUCGCUCAUCGCCUGUCUACUAUCAAGAAUGCCGAUAACAUCAUCGUCAUGAAUGCCGGAAACAUCGUUGAGCAAGGCACCCACGCCGAUCUUAUCAGUCGUAACGGAGCCUACGCCAACCUAGUCAACCUCCAAAACAUUCACACAGCCGAAGAGGACGUAGCCCCAUCUCGUGCCAGCACAGCUGUUGAGUCUCUUGACUCCAGAAAUACCAUUGAAAUCGAGAAGGGCAGCGUUGACCCAACAGACCUCGCCAAAGCCAUCACAGAAGCCGAAGGAAAUGGCACCAAGGAGAAGCCCAAAAAGACGGCGGCAGAGGAACUCCAAGCUAGCGGACUCGACAGCAAUAAGUCAGCCUGGCAAGUGAUUAGGCAGGUCGGACCCAUGGUUCGUCCCCAUAUCCUCUGGCUUGUUCUCGCUCUUGUUGCCGCCUUCAUCGUGGGCUGCACAUACAGUGGUUCUGGAACAGUCUUUGGAUACGCCAUCGGCUCAGCGAGUCCCUGCAACACGCCCAGCUUCAUUUCCAGCAAAGGCGCCUUCUACGCCGGCCUCUUCUUCAUGAUCGCCUGCGUGGAGCUCUUCGCCAACCUGGCCAGCUGGUCCGCCUUUGGAUAUCUCGCUGAGAAGCUGCUUUACAGGAUCCGGGUGCUUUCCUUCCGAUCCCUUUUCCAGCAGGAACUCGAGUGGCAUCAAUCUGAGAAUCGCAACCCUGCAACCCUCUUAUCUGUCAUCACGAAAGAUGCGGCUGCCAUCGGAGGCUUCAGUGGAUCCAUCAUGGGCACGAUAUUUGCCGUGGUCGUCAACCUCCUGGUCGCAAUUAUUUACUCUCAUAUUCUCGCGUGGCGAAUUGCAAUCGUGUGCCUCGUGAUUCUACCCAUUCUCCUCGGCUCAGGAAUAAUGCAAAUCAGGGUCCUCUCGCGGUUCGAGGAGAAGCAUGCUGGCGCGUACGCCCAGGCUGUCGGUAUCACCGUCGAGUCCGUCAACUCUAUCAAGACCGUGGCCACCCUGUCGCUUGAACACGAGGUGCUGGGCCAGUACAAGCGUGCUCUCAAGGGCCCGAAGAGGGAGAUCAUCUCGGCCAGCGCCAUCGCUAACAUCUGGCUCGCUAUCGCAAACAGCACAGGCAACAUCAUCUAUGCGUUUGCAUACUGGUGGGGCUCAAAGCAGAUUGUCGAAGGCCGCGCGACCCAAACACAGUUCCUGAUCAUCCUCGUCGCGAUGCUCGUGGGAGCACAGCUCUGGGGACAGAUGUUCAGUCUUGCGCCCGAAGUGACGCGCGCUCGCAUGGCCGCCUCGAGAAUCUUCAGCCUCCUCGAUCUGGAUAAGUCGGAAACCGACCCGUCAAGCAAGACCGAAUGUUCCAAGGGGAAGGAGAAGGACGUUGAAGCCCUCGCCAACCCCUCGCCACGCCCGUCGCUGGGGAAGGGAGGCGUGUCCAUCACCCUCAGGAACGUAUCCUUUUCCUAUCCCGCCCGCCCCGAAGUCCAGAUCCUCGAUAACAUGAGCUUCACGAUCCAACCAGGACAGUUCUGCGGCCUCGUGGGUCCCUCAGGUUCAGGCAAAUCAACCGUCAUGUCGAUCGUGCAACGGAUGUACACUCCCUCAAGCGGUACGGUUGAGAUAGAUGGUCAGGACAUCUCAAAAUUUACUACGACCUCCUUCCGCGACGACAUCGCCGUCGUUCCCCAAGACAGCGCCCUAUUCGACGGCUCCGUAAAGUUCAACGUCUCCCUCGGCGCCCGCCCCGGCCAAGACGCCUCCGACGCCGAGAUAACCGAGGCCUGUCGCCUGGCAAAUAUUCACGAAACCAUCGUCGCCCUCCCGCAUGGUUACGACACCGAGUGCGGCCCCAACGGCUCCCAGCUCUCGGGUGGCCAGCGGCAGCGCAUCGCUAUCGCGAGGGCGCUGGUACGGAAGCCCCGCCUGCUGCUCCUGGACGAGAGCACGAGCGCGCUCGACGCCGAGAGCGAGAAGGCGCUGCAGGAGGGCCUGGAGCGCGCGGCCCGCGGCAUCACCGUCAUCGCCAUCGCCCACAGGCUGCACACGGUUCGCAAGGCGGACGUCAUCUUCGUCGUGGAGGCGGGUGCCGUUGCCGCCAAGGGUCGGCACGAGGAGCUGAUGGAGAAGAGCGAGAGCUAUCGUCUCAACGCCAUGCAGCAGAUGCUUGGCCACUGA